AUGUGUAGAGGAGGGGAAAAGAAGAAAGAGACCAAGUUCUCAAGUAGGAUACACUUGAGGGUUUGCUUGGAAGGUGGCUACCAUGUGUUCGAUGAAUCAACUCACUACAGUAAUGAUCUUAGGCCAACAGCAAAGCAGCUAUGGAAGGCCCACAUUGGAAUUCUAGAACUGGGGAUUAUAAGUGCACAAGGGCUGAUGCCAAUGAAGACUAGAGAUGGUAGAGGAACCACAAAUGCAUAUUGUGUAGCUAAAUAUGGGCAGAAGUGGAUCCGUACUAGGAAAAUUGUGGAUAGUCUUGCUCUAAGGUGGAAUGAGCAAUACAUUUGGGAGGUUUUUGAUCCAUGUACUGUUAUCACAGUAGGGGUCCAUGAUAAUGUUCAUUUACAUGUUGGAGAGAAAUUAGGGGCAUCAAAGGAUUCAAGAAUAGGGAAGGUGAGAAUUAGGCUGUCCACUCUUGAAGCUGAUAGGGUGUACACACACUCUUAUCCUCUUUUAGUACUGCAUAAUUCUGGUGUGAAGAAAAUGGGAGAGGUGCAGUUAGCUAUAAGGUUCACAAGCUUAUCCGUGAUAGACAUGUUGUCUAUGUAUACACAACAUUUGUUGCCAAAGAUGCACUACAUCCAUCCUCUGUCUGUGAUUCAACUAGACGGUCUUAGGCAUCAGGUUAUCCAGAUUGUGUCAAUGAGGUUGAGCAGGGCAGAGCCACCACUAAGGAAAGAGGUGGUGGAAUACAUGCUAGAUGUGAAUUUAGGAGCUACUUGUUUGGCAACCCUGGGAGAAAUUAAAGGAGAUUGGAGGCAGUUUAGCGUAAGGCCCAUAGCUUUCUUUAGCAAGGUUUUAGCGGAAUCCUCCCUUGCUAAAACCAUUUAUGAAAUGUUGGAAAUUAAUAUAAUCCAGGAAGAAGGGAAGAUAGUGGAGGAUGAUUUGCCACCACCCAAGCCUCCAAAUUUGAAUUGGAGGGCGCACGCCACCUGGGAAGAGGAGCCUUGCAUCAAAUAACAGUUCCCUGACUUCAACCUUGAGGACAUGGUUGAUUUUGAGGGGUAGGUAAUGUUAGGAAUAAAAGAAGUUAGUUGUUAGUAGAGAGAGAGUAUAAAUAAUAACAGAAUAGGUGGAGAGAGGAUUAUCAGAUAUUUUUCCUUGUGGGGUUAUAGACUGGACAUUUUCCAGUGGAGGAAGGGAGGCUUCCUUGGGACGUACACUUGUAUUUCUCUUUAUAUACAUUACAGAUUGAAUAAUAUAUAUACACAUACUUUCAUCUUC
Vigna angularis (adzuki bean) is the source of this 1263-nucleotide messenger RNA. RefSeq names its product FT-interacting protein 3-like. Bases 1 to 999 code for a protein of 332 amino acids. Lineage: Eukaryota; Viridiplantae; Streptophyta; Magnoliopsida; Fabales; Fabaceae. The record is from RefSeq and is a predicted model, not a curated record. The transcript has 2 exons.